Dictyostelium discoideum AX4 is the source of this 249-nucleotide messenger RNA. RefSeq names its product cyclin-dependent kinases regulatory subunit (gene cks1). The annotation marks the transcript as partial. NCBI's taxonomy places the organism in Eukaryota, Evosea, Eumycetozoa, Dictyosteliales, Dictyosteliaceae. The transcript has 3 exons. The record is from RefSeq and is a predicted model, not a curated record. Gene Ontology annotation, molecular function: cyclin-dependent protein serine/threonine kinase regulator activity.
UUGCCAUCAGCUCCACAUUAUUCUUCUAAAUAUUAUGACGAUAAAUAUGAAUACAGACAUGUAAUUUUACCAUCAGAAAUAUCAUCCCUUAUCCCAAGAGAUGUGUUAUUAACUGAAGAUGAAUGUAGAAAAUUAGGAAUUAGACAAUCUGAUGGUUGGGAACAUUAUGCAAAUCAUAAACCAGAACCACAUAUCCUUUUAUUUAGAAGACCACACAGCGGUAUUCCAAAUGAUGUUGAUUAUUUGUAA